AUGAAGGUUUCUAGUACAAUCGCUGCCGCCGGUUCUAUUGCCGGUAUGGCCAAUGCUGUAUCCGUUGAUCCAACUAAAGCCGCUAUGUUGGCUAUGGAAGUUUACAUGACUGAUAUCGUCCAUAAUAUGCAAGAGUAUUUGUCUAUUCACAAGGCUUCACCAGACGAAUCUGUUCCACCAGUUGUCACCAGUGCUAUGAUGACUAUGAUGUUGCACCCAACUGCCGAAUUCACAACUUUCUUCUCAGACAUUCCAUUGAGUGAAAUCGAAUAUAUGAUUACCGGUGUUCCUUGGUUCUCUUCCAGAUUAGAAGGACCAAUCUUAUCUAUCUGGUCGGCUAAUGGCGUUACCCCAUGGGCUGCUUCUUCUUCUGCUGCUACCUCUUCUUCUGCUGCUACAUCUUCUUCUGCUGCUACCUCUUCUUCUGCUGCUACCUCUUCUUCUGCUGCUACAUCUUCUUCUGCUGCUACAUCUUCUUCUGCUGCCUCUUCCUCUGCUGCCUCUUCCUCUGCUGCCUCUUCCUCUGCUGCCUCUUCCUCUGCUGCCUCUUCCUCUGCUGCCUCUUCCUCUGCUGCCUCUUCCUCUGCUGCCUCUUCCUCUGCUGUUGAAUCUUCUUCUGCUGCCUCUUCCUCUGCUGUUGAAUCUUCUUCUGCUGCCUCUUCCUCUGCUGUUGAAUCUUCUUCUGCUGCCUCUUCCUCCGUCGUUGAAUCUUCCUCUGCUGCCUCUUCCUCUACUGUUGAAUCUUCUUCUGCUGCCUCUUCCUCUGCUGUUGAAUCUUCUUCUGCUGCCUCUUCCUCUGCUGUUGAAUCUUCUUCUGUUUCAUCUGCUGCUUCCUCUGCUGCUUCCUCUGCUUCCGUUUCCAUUUCUGCCUUCUCUGAAUCUGAAUCUAGAAACGUUACUACCGCUACUUCUACUAACUACUCCACUAUUGAAAAGACUAUCACUUCUUGUGAAGAUAAUGUUUGCACUGAAGUCACUUCCACUUAUGUUUCUACUCCAGCUUCUACCUCAGUUUCUGCUCCAGUUACUACUCCAUCUUCUAACAUCACUACCACAUACACUACCAGCUUAUCUACUGUUUGGGAAACUAUUACCUCUUGUGAAGAUGGUUGUGAUGGUCCAAACCCACAAUACACUACUAUCGUUACUGCUGUUGAAACUGUCACUGAUGUUACCACCUACUGUCCAGAAUCUGAAAAGACUACUGAAGAAGUUACCACAGUUGAACCAACUACCGUCUGGGAAACUAUCACCUCUUGUGCCGACGGUUGUGAUGGUCCAUCUCCAACUAUGACUACCAUCACUACUGCUAUCACUGAAUCAUGUACCACUUCUGCUGAAACUGCUUACGUUACUGAAGUUUCCACUGUUGAAAAGACCAUCACCUCUUGUGAAGAUGAUGCUUGUGUUACCUCCGUCUCUACUGGUACUGUCACUGUCACCAACGCCCCAACCGCCAAGAAGGAUGAAACCGUUACUGAAGUUUCCACUGUUGAAAAGACCAUCACCUCUUGUGAAGAUGAUGCUUGUGUCACCUCCGUCUCUACUGGUACUGUCACUGUCACCAGCGCCCCAACCGCCAAGAAGGAUGAAACCGUUACUGAAGUUUCCACUGUUGAAAAGACCAUCACCUCUUGUGAAGAUGAUGCUUGUGUCACCUCCGUUUCUACAGGUGCUGUCACUGUUACCACCACCUCUCCAGUCAAGAAAGAUGAAACUACUGUUACUAACGACCAAACUGUCAGAGAAACUAUUACUUCUUGUGAAGACAAUGCCUGUGCUACUACUACUCUUGUCACCAAGGCUGUUACCUCUUCUCCAUCUCAAAAUGUUGUUGAACAAGUUUCUAAGUCAUCUUCCGCCUUCCCAUCUGUUUCCGUCGAACAACAAACUCAAAAUGGUGCUGUUAAGGCCGUUGCUGGUUUAGGUGCUGGUAUCUUCGCUGCUGCUGCUUUAUUAUUGUAA
Molecule: messenger RNA, 1965 nt
Organism: Henningerozyma blattae CBS 6284
Lineage: Eukaryota; Fungi; Ascomycota; Saccharomycetes; Saccharomycetales; Saccharomycetaceae
Exons: 1
Coding region: 1-1965 (654 amino acids)
Source: RefSeq, a predicted model, not a curated record